Messenger RNA from Hypoxylon trugodes, 2352 nucleotides. RefSeq names its product MNNG and nitrosoguanidine resistance protein. The transcript is spliced from 7 exons. Gene Ontology annotation, cellular component: membrane. NCBI's taxonomy places the organism in Eukaryota, Fungi, Ascomycota, Sordariomycetes, Xylariales, Hypoxylaceae. Bases 335 to 1981 code for a protein of 548 amino acids. The record is from RefSeq and is a predicted model, not a curated record.
AAUAUUAUCCCAUCAGAGAGACUUCAGCUUCUCUCCUUUCUCCACUACUUAUAGCCGCUUAGCACCGUCUAGUACCGUCGUAAUGUUAACCCGUCGCAUCCGGGCCAGGGUCCGUGGAGUGACAUCACUAUAGCGGUUCGCGCAAUCGGUGUUAAUGGCAAAUUACAUGUAGGUACCGUAUACCAUGCGCGGGAUCCUCCCGAAUAGACGUUUCCUUUCACUUUCACGUGGGAUCCUCUAGUCCUCUCCUGGGAACAUUCUUCAGUCAAGUUGUGCAUUAGUUUGACUGAUAUGCCCAAAGUCGGCUUUUGUCUCCUCACAUAUACAAUAAGACAUGUCGCCGCGAACGAACCCCCCAGAUGCUACGGGCCUGGUCAUCGCCGCCCAGGACAACAACCAUGGACCUUCGGCUGAGGAUAGCAAAGAGAUAGGAGUAUUAGAGGGUACCGCUCGAGGCUCCGACAGCACCAUCGAAGAUGCACGUCGCGAGUACAACUACUCCAGUGAUGAAGAUGCUCGCUACGAGGAACCCCAUCGUAGCGCCGGAUUCUGGGAUCCUAGGAUGAAAAAGAUUCGUGGGGAGGUCGUCUAUCUAUGGGUUCGAAUGUUAAUAAUCCUUAUGCUCUUCGUCACUGGCGUGUUGUCCCUAUACUGGGCUGUCCUAUUCCACGUCAGCAAGAACCUCCCCGCGCUUAACGUCCACGUCGUCGACUUCGAUGGGCAAGUAGCACCAUACGGCGACGUAACACCGCUUGUAGGGCCGGCAGUAAAAGCAGCGCUUCAGAAAAUGACCAGCUCCCCGACGCAGAGUACUCUCGGCUUCGAAAUCAUAUCCCCGGAACAGUACGCUUUCGACCCUCUCGCAGUCCGCCAGGCAGUCUACGACUGGCACUGUUGGGCCGCCGUCAUCGUGAACCCGAACGCCACCGCGCUUCUUCAAUCUUCCGUCGCAACGGGAAACGCGUCGUACGACCCAACCGGCGCCGUACAAAUCAUCAUCCAGUCCGCGCGCCAGGAAACCACGUCCUCGAGCUACAUCGUGCCGCAGCUACAAGCCUUCGUGCGGCAAUUCAGCGCCGAGUUUGGACCCAUGUGGACCGCGAACGUUAUGUCCAACUCCUCACUCUCUCGAGAUGCGAUCGCGAACGCGUCCGCUGCAGUAAACCCCGGCGUCUCGCCCUUGCAAAUCGACUUACGACCCUUCGGCCCAGCGAGCGCGACACCGUCCGUGAGCAUCGGGUUGAUUUAUCUAAUCAUCGUGGCGUUCUUCUCUUUUGCGUUUUUCUUGCCGAUUCAUAUGAAAUUCAUUAUCCCGCAAGGCCACCCGCCAUUACGCUUCUGGCAGUUGAUCGCUUGGCGAUUGGCGGCGACUAUGACGACGUAUUUCUUCGUGUCGUUGAUAUAUUCGUUCGUAUCCUUGGCUUUCCAGAUUCCGUUUUGGCCUGAGCCGGCUUCGCCUAUUGAACCUGCGUUCAAUGCUACUGCGUACGGUCGCGCGUCGUUUGUGGUGUAUUGGAUGGUCAAUUUUGUUGGUAUGAAUGCGUUGGGUAUUGCUUGUGAGAACGUCGCUAUGAUUGUGGGACAGCCGUGGACGGCGUUGUGGCUUAUUUUUUGGGUCAUCACGAAUGUAUCAACGGGCUUCUACUCCCUCGAUCUAGCGCCGGGGUUUUUCAAAUGGGGAUAUGCAUGGCCGCUUCACCAUAUCGUACAGGCGAGCCGACAGAUUCUGUUCGAUCUACACUCGGAGAUCGGGUUGAAUUUCGGUGUCUUGUUCGCCUGGGCCGCCAUCAACAUAUGUCUCUUCCCAUUCUGCUGCUACUUCAUGAGGUGGACGCAGGAACGCGAGAAGCGUGCUGCGGAACGAGGCGCUGAGUCGUACGCUGUGUACGAUGCUCAAGCUGAGGGCCAAAAGAAGAAUGUCCCCAAGGAAAAGGGAAUGUUACCGCCCGUUAGGAAGAGGGGGUUCAUGAGGGGUAUGUGAGAAAGGAAUGGGAAUGAUAGAUGAUUUUUGAAUAAUGUUUUUUGUUUAAUUUUUGGCGUGGAAGCAAGCCGGCGUUUGGUUAGAACCUUCAGUGGAACGCAUAGACAAUCAAGAUAGAAUACCUAGAAAUAACUUUAUACCAAUAGAUAGACACAUGACCAACCUUGCACAGAGGUGGCGAGGAGUCAUUGUUAACAUUCCCAACUCAGCUCACCAUAUUCGGUUUUAAAAACGAAGCAUUGACCUGAUAAGUAUAGGGAUAUGUUCAGAUGAUAUAAGGGCGGACUCUGCAUACUUGAAUAAUCCCCAACGGUAUUCCGUAGCGCAACUUUAAGGCGCGCGGAUGACUCCCUCGCGGAAUUAAUGCAUUC